Molecule: messenger RNA, 3814 nt
Organism: Trichogramma pretiosum
Lineage: Eukaryota; Metazoa; Arthropoda; Insecta; Hymenoptera; Trichogrammatidae
Product: myotubularin-related protein 9
Exons: 7
Coding region: 21-1790 (589 amino acids)
Biological process (GO): negative regulation of autophagy
Source: RefSeq, a predicted model, not a curated record
UGACAAUUACUCAAUAAACAAUGGAAUUUAUCGAUUUGAUAACCAUUCCUCGAGUCGACAAUGUUGUUCUAAUAAAUAGAACAAAAGAACGCACAAAACAAUAUAAAAUCGAAGGUACACUUUGUAUAAGUGGUCAUCAUCUUAUCAUUUCGGAUAGGCAAAAGGAUAAUCAACAAGAGUUAUGGCUUUUAUACAGAAAUAUCGAUGUUAUGGAAAAAAAAUUGUAUAAUCAAAGUCCAGGAGGCAAUAUUAUCUUAAAAUGUAAAGAUUUCAACAUCUAUCAGUUAGAGUUUACAUCUGUAAGUCACUUGCAUAAAGUUGCUGAAACAAUAGAAAAUUUAUCUUGCUUAGGACAAACUUACCAGUACCCAUUUUUUUAUACACCUACAUCUUUAAAUAUUUCUAAAGUACAACUCGAAGAUGGGUGGACAUUAUUUCAACCAAAUUCAGAAUGGUCUCAUCUAGUAACUGCUCACUGUGAUGAAUGGAGAAUCAGUCAAAUCAAUAAAGAUUAUAAAGUUUGCAGUUCUUAUUCUGCUGAGAUCGUAGUACCAAAACAUAUAGAAGAUGAAAUAAUUGUCUCAUCAGCUAAUUUUAGGGACAGUGGAAGAUUUCCUGUCUUAUGUUACAGACACGAUGGAGGAGGUAUUUUAAUCAGAAGUAGUCAACCUCUAUGUGGCCAAGUAGGCAAAAGAUGUCGGGGCGAUGAAAUUCUUUUGAAUGCCUAUUUAAGACCAGGCAAAAGAGGGGUCAUAGUUGAUACCCGCAGUUCAACUCAAGCUCAGAAUUCUAAAACCAAAGGGGGUGGUACUGAAAUAGAUGCAGCCUACCCUCAAUGGAUAAAAUCACACAAAGCUAUUCCUCGCCCUUAUGAACUAUCAGAAAGUUUUUCUAAACUUAUUGAAGCUUGCAAUGAUUUGAAUUGUUCUACAUCUAAUUGGUUAUCAAAAUUAGAUAAUAGUAAAUGGUUAACUUCGGUUCAAGAUGCUAUGAAUGCAGCAUGUGUUACUGCUCAGUGUCUGGAACAAGAGCAAACUGCUGUACUGGUGCAUGGUGGUCAUGGACGCGAUACAACUUUAUUAGUAACAAGUUUAGUACAAAUAAUUUUAAAUCCUGAUUGUAGAACAGUGAGAGGUUUACAAGCUCUUAUUGAAAGAGAAUGGUUACAAGCUGGGCAUCCAUUUUUCACUAGGACUCGACAUGGAGCUUAUUACACUUAUGGUCAAAAUUCACAGGACGCUCCAACAUUUGUACUAUUUUUAGACUGUCUAUAUCAAUUGCAUUAUCAAUUUCAAUUGAGUUUUGAAUACACAACUGAAUUAUUAAUUGAUUUUUACAAAAAUGCUUAUUAUUCCAGUUUCGGAACAUUUUUAGGUGACUCUGAGUCUGAGCGUUAUCGCUUGAAAAUCCCUCAAUUAACUACUAGUCUGUGGUCUUAUAUGAAUCAACCAGAUAUUUUGGAAAAAUAUAUAAAUCCUUUAUAUGAGGCCAAUCCUGGAAUAAUUUGGCCUAGUGUUGCUCCUGUAAGUAUUGAACUAUGGCGUGAACUCUACUUAGGUCACAAUGCUGCAGCACCUUGGAAUGGCUUACUACAGUGUACUAUGAAUAUUAAAGAUCGUCAAAUGGCCAUCAAGCGUACUGCAGCUGAAUUACAUCAACAAAUCAAAGUAACUCUGGAUGAAUCUGAUUUACUUGUACUUGAAAAAAAAAGAGAAACAAGUAAUGAUUCAGGAUUUGAUAAAAAAUUAGGAAUGGCUCAAUUGAGUCUUGAACAGACUCAGAAUACCUGAUAUAAUGAAGAUGCUAGGCUUAUUGCUAGGAAAAUUGUCUUCUGAUCAAAGGCCUCUACGCAUAGCUUAAGUGACAAAGUUUUCUAUGUGUAAAAUACAAAAACUAUACUAUCUGGAAGUUGAGACAGGAUUCUAUGCAAAGAAAUGAGUCCCAUUGAGUAGCAUUUUUUGGAUGUGAAUCGAGGAGCACGCUCGCGUUUGCUCUGGUAUGAAAUUUACAUGCAACCAAAUCCAGCAUAUUAUGGCCAUGAAAAUUAGUAGUAUUUAAUUCGUGCCUUUAAAAAUGACUGUACAUCAGAAAUAAAUUGCAUGGUUCAGGUGCAAGAAUAUUAUUUUUCUUUCAAAUAAUCUGCAUUCCAAUACUGUUACUACAUUUUUCAUUCAUAAUCAUUAUGAACUGUUAUGUGCAAUCCAAAGCUGGCAGAUAAUUAAAUUUAAUAAAUAUUAAUAAUUAGUAACAUUGUAUGAAAUUUUGUUGCCAAGAAUAUGACUACAGGGAAAAUUUUUAAAUUUCAUAUUUGAAAUCUGUUGAUAUUUUUUUUUCUUCAUUAAAUUGUCAAUAUUAUAACAGUGCAAAACAAUUGUGCAAAAGUUUAACAAAUUGAUUUAUUGUUCAUUAAAGACUUGAUUGUACUGAAAUGAUUUCUAAGAUUAUCAUACAAUUAAAUUAAUUUUUGUAUUUUUAUGAUUGUAACAAAUUGUACAUAAACUUGGCUUAGAUUUUUAAUGAUAAAGUGAACUUUUCAUUACAAUAAAAAUAUAUAGUGUAUAGAUAUUUUAAGCAUGAAAUUAAUUAUGUGUAAAGAUAUUUAUAGAGAGUGAAGGAAUUGCUGUUUAUAAUUAAAACUAUAACUACUUAAAAUGGGUCAAAUUAAUGUCAUCAGUUUUGAUCAAGUUGUAUUUUAAGAUAAACAUAUAAUAUAAUGAAUGUGCUUUUAUGUGCAACUUCAUUUGCCUGUAGUAUAUAAAUAUUAAUGGAUGUAAAAUUUUCCUGAAAAUAUACUUUUUAUGUGCAAUUCUCUUGAACAUGAUGAUUACUUAGUAUUGUGAUUAAUAUUUAUUUUGAGAGGGGGUAUAUUAAUUCGCCUGAAUAAUUCGAGGGCUAUCUUGUCGUUAUUAGUUUAAAUAUUUUUUCAUGAAAUUUUAUUAUAAAUUAAUAUGCUCAAAUUUUGUUCAAUUUAAUAUAGCCGUGAUAGGUAGGUUAAUAACAAUAAAAUCUUAUAAGCACGUAGAAAUUAGAUUGAAUACGCGCGUAAUUAGGCUUCGCGUCUAAUCUGUUAUUCAAAAUAACGGAACUAGUACUUGUACAUUCAACGCUCAGAUGCCUUAAAUUUGAAUAAGAAUAAUUCUAAAGCGCUCAUGAAAUUGUGAAAGAUCAGUUGAGUUAAAUUUUUUCGUUGUAAGUUCAUUGGUUUGAAACGCGUUCGUUUUUCGUUUGCACACCUUGCAGGUAAAUAGUAAAAUGUAAAGGAAAUAAAUAAAUUAUUGAAAAUGUUAGAUACGCAUGUAAUUUAGGAUAGGCAUAGGUAAGAUUAGGAGUACGGUUAGGAAAAAGUAAAACCAAGCCACCGAAAGGCUGGCGUUGCGAGCAAAAUACGGGUAUAAAUCUACGAUGAUAUAAUGGAGGGAGAGAGUCGGCUGUGAGCUAAGAUUUACACCGGUCUCUUUCUCUUUCUAAACUCCGACUCUAGUAUAUACGGAGGUGCUCGCACAAUUUUUACCGUUAUUCGGGGAACGUUGGGACUCGAAGGAGAGGAAAAAGAGAUAGAAAGGAUUAUGCUCGUGUGCAUAUAGAAAAAAGAAAGGACGCCGUUGAGAGAAAAGAUGGAGGAGAGAGAAACAGCUACUACUCGUGCAUUAUAUAGGCCCGCGCUGUAUACAGCCGCGCUCUAUAAGGCGAUCGCAUAGAUCCGUGCGCAUUAUCGCCAAGCUAUACACCUAUGUACUGUAUAUAGGGUAUCGCAAGCCGACUGCACACCACCGAGCGCGCGCGGGAGCCGCUUUGAGAAAAAUAAAAACCAGCC